Pelmatolapia mariae (spotted tilapia) is the source of this 1307-nucleotide messenger RNA. Its product is annotated as interactor protein for cytohesin exchange factors 1-like. NCBI's taxonomy places the organism in Eukaryota, Metazoa, Chordata, Actinopteri, Cichliformes, Cichlidae. Bases 67 to 1113 code for a protein of 348 amino acids. The record is from RefSeq and is a predicted model, not a curated record. The transcript has 9 exons.
UGCUGCGCGUCUGUCUGCAGGAAACGCAUUACACUGCCGGACACCCAGACUGCAGAGUCUGCAGCCAUGAGUCGGCGUCGGGUUUCGGUCAAAGACCUGGGAGCGGUGGACUGCCAGGGCUGGCUGCACCGGAAGAAGGAGAGCCGUAGCUUCCUGGGAAGCAGAUGGAAGAGAUACUGGUUUGUCCUGCAGAGGAGCUCUCUGUACUGGUACAGCGACAAGAUGGCUGAGAAAGCUGAUGGAUUCAUCAACCUGUCAGGCUUUACCAUCGAACAGGCCAAAACCUCCAGGAAGAAAUAUGUCAUAACAGCCAGUCAUCCUAAUGUAGUGACUAUUACUAUUGGUGCUGAGAGCUACAUAGAAAUGAAUAAAUGGAUCAGUAAACUGACAGAAGCAGCUGAACUAAAUGAGGCAAUCAACAGUGAAGAGCGCUACAGUGAGGGGAGUGAUCAGGAUGAAGAAGACUUGUCGUUUUCUUCUCUUGACUCUCAGCUGGAUUCAGUGGCCACUCAAAAUGGAAACCGUCUUCAGCCACCCUGGGAGUCUUUAUCCUGCACCUCACUCCCUACAGUCUCCUCAAUAAUCACUGAAAGCAGAAGUAGAACCAGUUCGGCUGGAAGCUCUUUGAGCAAAAACCGAAGACAAAGACCAGUUUCUGAGGGCAGCGGUCGUCUGUCCUGGCUGGACCUCCCCAAGCAGGAUGAAACCAGCGGAGCACAGACUCCUCCUCUAAUUCAUGUUAGAGAGGAAAAAGAGGAGGGCACAGUCCAGGAAAAAACGCCAGAUGAGAUGGAGAGCCUCUACAACCAUCUGAAAGCAGCCAGCAUCUCUCCAACUGGACAGAAAUUUCAGAGGGACUUCAGAGCCUCAUUUAUCCGGCGAUGUAAGAAUGAAAAAGUCAACGAAAAGGUUCACCUGGUCCGGAUACUCAAAAGCACAUUAAAGGCUAAAGAGUCCGAGCUGCUGGCUUUGGAGCAGAUCCUGAAUGAACCAAAUCUCACAGCGCUCAUGUACAGGGAGUGGAGACUCUCCAACACCAUCCUGCUGCAAGAUAUCCUUCAGCACAACCAGGAAGCAGAGGGUGCCACAAAGCCCAGAUGGGAUAGUGUCUGAGAUUUUAGAGCUGCCCAACACUGCUGUACAGUAACGGUUUCACACUUAUGAAGUCUGAAAGACACUGAAAGACAAAAAUGUCUAAACCCCACCAUCAUCCUGUGAUGAGAGGAAGUUGGUUCCUACUCUGGAUCGAAUAACGAUGCUACAAGUUUACUCGAGGUUAACUUUUAAACGCUUUUCACCUCACUUCU